AUGAGUCAAGACCAGGCGGAGCAGAAUAUUCAGAUGUGGAAGGUCAAGAAGCUCAUCAAGAGCCUUGAUGCGGCCAGAGGAGCUGGCACUUCCAUGAUCAGCUUGAUCAUUCCCCCCAAGGAUCAAAUUUCUCGAGCGUCUGCCAUGUUGACUCAAGAAUACGGUACCGCCUCCAACAUCAAGUCUCGGGUCAACCGACUGUCCGUACUCGCAGCCAUCACCAGUACCCAGCAGCGCCUGAAACUGUAUAACCGUGUACCACCGAAUGGCCUAGUACUGUUCGUCGGCACAAUUCUCACGGAUGAGGGCAAGGAGAAGAAGGUCUCUUUCGAUUUUGAACCGCACAAACCGAUCAACACGUCGUUGUAUCUCUGUGACAACAAGUUUCAUACCGAAGCUCUCUCUGAACUUCUCGAAUCUGAUUCUCGUUUCGGGUUCAUCGUCAUGGAUGGAAACGGCACGCUAUUCGGCACACUAGCGGGGAACACACGAGAGGUCAUCCAUAAAUUCACAGUCGAUCUCCCCAAAAAGCACGGCCGUGGUGGACAGUCUGCCCUUCGGUUCUCCCGUCUCCGUGAUGAAAAACGCCACAAUUAUGUUCGCAAAGUAGCCGAGCACGCUGUCCAGCAUUUCAUCACCAACGACAAGGUCAAUUGCACCGGCCUCGUUCUCGCCGGCAGUGCCGACUUCAAGACGGAGCUGAGCCAGAGCGACAUGUUCGAUCCUCGGUUGGCCGCCAAGGUUAUCAAGGUUGUCGAUGUCAGUUAUGGCGGUGAAAACGGCUUCAAUCAGGCCAUCGAGCUUGCCGCUGAGUCUCUCGCAAACGUCAAGUUCGUUCAAGAGAAGAAGCUCAUCCAGAAGUACUUCGACGAGAUCAGUCUUGAUUCUGGAAAAUACUGCUUCGGUGUCGACGACACUCUCAAGGCUCUCGAGCUCGGUGCUGUUGAAACGCUGAUUGUUUGGGAGAACCUCGACAUCACGCGUUAUACACUGCGCAACGCUGCCAACGAGGAGAUUAUCGUCCACGCAAACAAGGAGCAAGAGAAGGACCGCGAAAAGUUCAUCGACAAGUCCACUGGCCUCGAGAUGGAGCAAGCAUCCGAACCCCAAUCAUUGCUCGAAUGGUUCGCGGAAAAAUACAAGGAGUUCGGUGCUAACCUUGAAUUUGUCACCAACCGGUCGCAGGAAGGGGCACAAUUCGUCAAGGGCUUCGGUGGUAUCGGCGGUCUGUUGCGCUACAAGGUCGACUUCACCAACCUGACCUCGAUCGAUGAGGAGGAAGACGAGUUCUACUCGGACGACGAUGAUAUCUGA
Molecule: messenger RNA, 1314 nt
Organism: Stereum hirsutum FP-91666 SS1
Lineage: Eukaryota; Fungi; Basidiomycota; Agaricomycetes; Russulales; Stereaceae
Product: peptide chain release factor eRF/aRF subunit 1
Exons: 6
Coding region: 1-1314 (437 amino acids)
Biological process (GO): cytoplasmic translational termination
Cellular component (GO): translation release factor complex; cytosol
Molecular function (GO): translation release factor activity, codon specific; sequence-specific mRNA binding
Source: RefSeq, a predicted model, not a curated record